This is a messenger RNA of Pseudomassariella vexata, 628 nucleotides long. Its product is annotated as hsp10-like protein. Gene Ontology annotation, cellular component: mitochondrial matrix. NCBI's taxonomy places the organism in Eukaryota, Fungi, Ascomycota, Sordariomycetes, Amphisphaeriales, Pseudomassariaceae. The transcript is spliced from 4 exons. Bases 189 to 503 code for a protein of 104 amino acids. Gene Ontology annotation, molecular function: protein-folding chaperone binding; protein folding chaperone; ATP binding. The record is from RefSeq and is a predicted model, not a curated record.
GCCUCGGCGUGUACUUCGGAAUCGGAUAAACUCGUGGAAAAAAAAAGGGUCGAGUGCGUUAUGAAUAAGCUUCGAGAGCUUUCUAAACAGUUCGUGAAUAGCUUCACAGAAAACACCCACCAGCUGCAGAGUUUUUUUCCGCAAUCAACACCAGACUUCCCCAGUUGAACUGCAUCCAUACAGUCACAAUGUCUACCUCCAUCCGAUCGAUCAAGUCCCUUGUCCCCCUGUUGGACCGCGUUCUCAUCCAGCGCAUCAAGGCGGAUACGAAGACUGCCAGCGGCAUCUUUUUGCCCGAGUCGAGUGUUAAGGAGCUCAACGAGGGCAAGGUCCUGGCUGUUGGCCCCGGUGGACUGAAUAAGGAUGGCCAGCGUGUGCCCAUGGGGGUGGCCAAAGGCGAUAGAGUCCUGAUUCCUCAGUACGGUGGCUCCCCAGUCAAGGUUGGCGAGGACGAGUUUCACCUCUUCCGCGACAGCGAAAUUCUGGCCAAGAUCAACGAAUAAAGAUACCCACAACUAAUGACACUAUCAAUGUACCAUACCGAACAUGUACAACAAAUGGAGACGUAUAAAGCAGGAGCCCGGGAUCGAUAUUGUAUAGAACGGCGUAUCACCUGGGAGCGGCUGGU